Molecule: messenger RNA, 2217 nt
Organism: Pteronotus mesoamericanus
Lineage: Eukaryota; Metazoa; Chordata; Mammalia; Chiroptera; Mormoopidae
Gene: PHLDB3
Product: pleckstrin homology like domain family B member 3
Exons: 16
Coding region: 157-2082 (641 amino acids)
Source: RefSeq, a predicted model, not a curated record
CCAGAGUGCAGAAGGGAGCGCGCCGAAUCCUGAGCAGGCCGCGCCCCUUUGGAACUGUCGGGCGGAGCGCUCAGGCCCCUGGGCCACGCCCCCACGCUGUCAGUUCCCGCCCCCGGACUCCGGGCCCCGCCCACCCCGCGGUAGCGCGCCACCGCCAUGGGGACUCCUAGCUGCCCAGACGAGGGGACCCCAUCGCCACCGGUCCCAGAGAACGAUGAGGCGGUUCAGCCCAAAGGAGCCGCCCAGUCCCGGGAGCUCCCCGAGGACCCUCGCGAGCAGGAGGCUCCCGAGGUCCCCGCGGGGCUCUCUAGUGGCGGAGGAGCUGAGCAGCAGGCGGAAGAAGAGGAAGAAGUGGCCGAAGGCAGCAGCACUGAGAGCAGCCGCGACGCGGGGGAGGCCCCGCCUUCUGUGCAGACCCGGGCCGCGCCCCCGACGCCCCCCCAGUCUAAGGAAGGGGCGCGCGGGGUGGCGCAGCGGCUUCGAGAGCAGCAGCUGGAGGCUCUGACUCGAGUGGCCCUGAUGGAGCAGCGAGUGAAGGAGCUACAGCGCCAGAGGAAGGAGCUGAGGAUCGAGAUGGAGGUCGAGGUGGCCCUGCUGCGGGGUGAGCUGGCUGGGGAGCGAGUGGCUGUCCGGCGGGAGGAGGAGCAACUCCGGGAGCUGCUAGAGCAGCAGGUGGACGGGGAGCAGCGGGCGCAGAGGGAACAGGAGCAGCAGCGGCUGAGUCAGGAGCGGGAUCGAGUGGAGGGUCUUCGCCAGAGACUCCAGGAGGCCCAGGGACAGCUCGACUCACAGCCAGAGGACCAGCGUGAGCGGCUUCUGCAGGCCGUGCAAGAGAUGAGGGAACAGCUGGAUGUGGCCCAGCGUGCCUAUGAGGACCUGGAGUUCCAGCAACUGGAGCGGGAGAGCCGGCGGGAGGAGGAGGAUCCUCGGGGCAGCACUGGAGCUUGCGUGCAGGACCCCAAGGUCCAGGAGCUUCAGGCCAGCCUGGCCCAGCACAGGCGCCGGAUCCAGGUUUUGGAGGAGCAGCUGAAGUCGCUGGGGGAGCAGAUGGCAGCCGAGAGCCGGGGGCUGAGCCGGAAGAAGGAGGAGGCCCUUCAGGCCCUGACACAAGAACGGAGCCGACUGCUGGAGCUUAAUUGCCUUCAGGGAAGCCCUGGCGGGGACUUCGCUGAGCCCAACCAGGCCCUCACGAAGCUCCUGUUCACCCAGAAGACGGACCGCCAGUUGCUGGUGCUCCAGGACCCCGCUGCGCACACCGCCGCCUCCGCUUCGUCCUGCCUCUUCUCCGUUCACAGCUCCCUGCAGGGCUCCAUCGGCCUCCAGAGGACUGGAAGCAUGUCCCGGAAGAGGGGAGAGAGAUUGAGCCAGAGGGGGUCCCCCCGACCUCUGUCCCUCCAUUGUGCUGGACCCCUGGAGGCCUCAGCCCUCACCCCAGCAGCAGGAGACUCUGAGAGACACCCACUCUAUCAGCUGCUGAACUGUGGCUCUGGGAAUAGCUAUGGGGCGCUCUACCCAGACAUUGCCCGCAUGGAACGGCUCCUGCAGCAGGCCGUGGCGGAGCGGGAGCGGCUGCUCAAGGCCAGGGAAGGAAUACGAAGGAGCACGGAAGGUUCCUCCAGCCCCGCUGUUCCCUCCGGCACGGCCACGCCCACGCUCCCACCCCGCCCCCUAGGGCCCCGGGUCUUGGAUCUCCAGCUACACCUGGAACGCUGGGGCCACAACCCCGAAAACUGCCCACAUGUCCAGGUGUCUGGGGGCUGCUGCCGCGGGCCCCUGGUGAAGAUGGGCGGGCGCAUCAAGACCUGGAGGAAGCGAUGGUUCUGCUUUGACCGCCAGGCCCGCCGCCUGGCCUACUAUGCCGAUAAGGAAGAGUCCAAACUCAAAGGCGUCAUCUACUUCCAGGCCAUUGAGGAAGUCUAUUACGACCACCUACGCUGUGCCUUCAAGAGUCCCAACCCUCGCCUGACGUUCUGCGUCAAAACCUACGAACGCCUUUUCUACAUGGUGGCGCCCAGCCCCGAGGCCAUGCGCAUUUGGAUGGACGUCAUCGUGACGGCCGCAGACGAGAACCACGCUCCCUGAGCGGCCCCACCCUCUCGGCGGACGUCCCCGCGAGGCUCCGCCUACGCGCAUGGUGCCCCUGAGGCCCCGCCCACUGCCUGAAAGCCUGGGCCCGCCCCUUUGGAACUCCGGGAUUUCUCCAGAUGCUGCGGCUCU